Molecule: messenger RNA, 357 nt
Organism: Bipolaris zeicola 26-R-13
Lineage: Eukaryota; Fungi; Ascomycota; Dothideomycetes; Pleosporales; Pleosporaceae
Exons: 1
Coding region: 1-357 (118 amino acids)
Source: RefSeq, a predicted model, not a curated record
AUGUAUAUAUACCGCAACGAUGCACAAGCAUACCUAGAGAACUAUCAGCCCAAGAACAUAUGUAUCGUUUUCCUAGUCAGGCGCACAGGCGCACAACGAAAGCCCAUAGAGGACAAUAUCUCCUUCCGACAACAAUGGGGAAUUGCACUUCGACGUCCCAUCAGUAGCUUUUUUCAAAACCACAACGAUCUGGAAACUAGCCAACCAAGGUCUUCAGGCCAACCACCCCCUCCAUACCGCUACGAACACGCUUCAGGCAGUUCUGAAACCUCAUUGAGCGAGGCAGAAACCCUGUGGCCAACACCAGUUGAGAGAAAUGCUUCUCUUAACGUGAACGUUAUCGAGUCCGGUAGUUAA